AUGUACGUUCCCGGAGUGUCGACAUCCUAUCAGCUACCGAGGUUUAAGGCCAAGUUCAUUGGGAACAACUCCCAGGAUGGUUACACUGAGUACUUCAUAGAGGUCUCCAACCUGGCUAAUGGUGACAAGUGGACGGUUAGUAGGAGGUAUCGUGAAAUAAGGGAACUUCAUGAUCAUCUCAAGCUGAAAUAUCCCGAUCGCAUACCUAAGAUCCCUAGUAAGAAGUUAUGGGGUACCAUGGACCCUCAAUUCAUCGAGGAACGCCAGAAGGGCCUCCAAGCGUACAUGGACGGUGUGUUAGCUAUCGAGCCAGAUGUUCGUACAAGAGUACUGCAGAAAUUCCUGGAAGUCGAUGUGGAGGCCAUGAAUUUGUACAGUUACAUGCCUUAG
Messenger RNA from Perkinsus marinus ATCC 50983, 390 nucleotides. RefSeq names its product Sorting nexin-22, putative. The transcript is spliced from 5 exons. Gene Ontology annotation, cellular component: intracellular membrane-bounded organelle. Lineage: Eukaryota; Perkinsozoa; Perkinsida; Perkinsidae. Gene Ontology annotation, molecular function: phosphatidylinositol binding. The record is from RefSeq and is a predicted model, not a curated record. Bases 1 to 390 code for a protein of 129 amino acids.